AUGCGGUUACAAUCGCUUGUCACAGCUGCUUUGCUGGUUACUUCAGCCUUCGCUAUAACCAUCUCUCUGGAUACCACAACUCGUGGAACCUUAGCGGCAUUCGUUGGAACAACGACGGUUAACCCCGGUGUAUACUGGUCUAUCAUUAACAAUGCUAUCACCAACUUCUUGGGAAGUCUUCAAGUUGAUGGUCAACUUUUCAUAAGUAGUAACUCCAACUUGAUUGGGUUGACGGUGGAAUUAUUGGGUGUUCUUAAUAGUAUCACCAACAACGGUGAUAUCUCCCUUGAUUCUUCUCGGUCCCUUCUUGCUCCAAACUACAACCUUGUUGGUCUUCGUUUCACAAACAACGGAAACAUGUGGCUCGCUGGUGAUGGUAGUGUUGGUACUCCUCAAAUGUCGAUCACUUCGCUUAACUGGAACAACAACGGUCUCAUUGUGUUUCAACAGAGAGUAUUGUCCAGUGGUUUCGUUACCCUUGGUUCAAUUGGUGGAACAAUUAAUAAUGCCGGUACAAUUUGCUUGCGGAAUGAAGUUUAUGAUCAAACCACUGCCAUCAAAGGAAGCGGUUGUUUUGACAUUGGUGAAAACAGUAACGUUUGGAUCCAAAAUUCACUUUUGAGUGUUGAUCCUAAUCAGACAUUCUACUUGAGUAGUCCAUCUUCCAGUAUGAGAGUGGAAGCACUUUCAUUCAGUCAGACUUUCAAGAUUGCUGGUUUCGGUAAUGGUAACACUUUGGGACUCAGUCUUCCUAUCUUCAGUUUCCUGUACUCGUCAUCUACUGGUAUCUUGAAAUUGUACACCACACUCAUCUUUUCCUUCAGCUUUGAUAUUGGAAAAGGUUACAACAGCAACAACUUUCAAAAGUUCACCACUGAUUUCGGAGGAAUACUUACCACUGUUAUCAAUGGUGGAAUAAGAUAUAAUGGACCUGUACCAGCUGGUGCUAACCAACCAACCGCAUGUAUGGCUUGUGCUCCUUUACCAACACCACCCGGAAUCGAUGAAACUUCCUCAUCAGUAGCGGCUUCUUCUAGUGCUGUUUCAUCCAGUGCUUCUUCAAGUGCUGCCUCCUCAAGUGCUGCCUCCUCAAGUGCUGCUUCCUCGAGUGCUCCAGCUUCGUCUAGUGCAGUUUCUUCAAGUGCUGCUUCAUCCAGUGCUGCUUCCUCGAGUGCUGCUUCAUCCAGUGCUGCUUCCUCGAGUGCUGCUGCUUCAUCCAGUGCUGCUUCAUCCAGUGCUCCAGCUUCAUCAAGUGCAGUUUCUUCUAGUCAAGCUUCUUCUAGUGCUCCAGCAUCGUCUAGUGCUGCUUCAUCCAGUGCUCCAGCUUCUUCAAGUGCUCCAGCUUCAUCCAGUGCUGCUUCAUCUAGCGCUCCAGCUUCAUCAAGUGCUGCUCUUUCUAGUCAAGGAUCUUCAAGUGCACCAGCAUCAUCUAGUGCCGCUUCCUCGAGUGCUGCUUCUUCCGGUGCUGCUUCAUCUAGUGUUCCAGCCUCCUCGAGUGCUGCUUCUUCCAGUGCUGCUUCAUCUAGUGCUGCUUCAAGUGAAGCAUCUUCUAGUGCUCCAGUUUCAUCCAAUUCUGCUUCAUCUAGUGCAGUUUCUUCUAGUCAAGCUUCAUCCAGUGCUCCAGCUUCAUCUAGUGCAGUUUCUUCAAGUGCUACUCCUUCAAGUGCUGCUUCGUCUGGUCCUGCUUCUUCAAGUGCUGCCUCUUCAAGUGCUCCGGCAUCGUCUAGUGCCGCUGCUUCAAGCGCUGCUUCAAGUAACGCAUCAUCCAGUGCUCCAGCUUCAUCAAGUGCUCCGGCUUCUUCUAGUGCUCCAGUAUCAUCCAGUGCUGCCUCAUCUAGCGUCCCUGUUUCAUCCAGUGCUCCAGCAUCUUCAUCUGCACCAGCUUCAUCUAGUGCUGCUUCUUCUAGUCAAGCAUCUUCUAGUGCUCCAGCAUCUUCUAGCGCUGCUUCAUCGAGUCAAGCCUCUUCGAAUGCUGCUUCCUCCAGUGCUGCUUCCUCCAAUGCUGCUUCGUCUAGUGCCCCAGCAUCUUCAAGCGCUGCCUCUUCGAGUGUACCAGCUUCAUCUAGUGCUGCUUCGUCUGGUGCGACAUCUUCUAGUCAAGCAUCUUCAAGUGUGCCAGCUUCAUCAAGUGUUGCUUCCUCAAGUGUUGCUUCCUCGAGUGCUCCUGUUUCAUCUGGUCAAGCUUCAUCUAACGCACCAAGUUCGUCUAGUGCUGCUUCUUCGAGUGCUCCAGUUUCUUCGAGUCCUGCUUCAUCUAGUGCUGCUCCUUCAUCGAGCGUUGCUUCAUCUGCUGCCUCAUCUGCUGCCUCAUCUGCUGCCUCAUCUGCUGCCUCAUCUGCUGCCUCAUCUGCUGCCUCAUCUGCUGCCUCAUCUGCUGCCUCAUCUGUUGCUUCAUCCGCUGCUUCAUCCGCUGCUUCAUCUGCUGCUUCGUCUGCUGCCUCAUCUGCUGCUUCGUCUGCUGCUUCGUCUAGCGCCCCAGCUUCAUCCAGUGGUGCUUCCUCAAGCGAUCCCGCUUCCUCGAGUGCUCCAGCAUCUUCCAAUGCUGCUUCUUCAAGCCAAGCUUCUUCUACCGGACCAGCAUCUAGUGCAGCUUCAUCUAAUGCCGCUUCAUCUAGUGCUGCGUCAUCUAAUGCUCCUGCUUCAUCUGGUGCAGCAUCAUCUAGUGCUUCUGCUUCUUCUGGUGCUUCUUCCAGCUCUCCAGCUUCCUCGGGUGCUGUUUCUUCUAGCCAAGCUUUCUCAAGCCAAGCCUCAUCUAGCGCACCAGCCUCUUUGAGUGCUCCUAUUUCGUCAAGCGCAGCCUCUUCAGGAGCAGCAUCUUCGAGCGGAUCGGCUUCUUCGAGUCAAGUUUCAUCUUCUGGACCUGCUUCUUCAAGCGCUCCUGGUUCUUCUAGUGCGGCUCCUUCGACAGGACCAGCUUCCUCGGGCGCGGCUUCAUCUUCUGGACCAGCAUCUUCAAGUGCACCAGCUUCAUCAGGUCAAGUAUCAUCUACUGGACCUGUGUCUUCUAGCGUGGCUUCUUCAAGCAAUCCCACUUCCUCAUCACAAGCAUCAUCUGGUCAGUGCGUUGGGUGUACUGAAUUCCCUACCACAUUCGUUACCACUAAUUCAGCCGGCAAGACAGAAACUGACACUGGUAAGGUAGUUAUCACAACUGACACAACAGGACAUCUGACAACUUACACUACUGACAUUGGACCUAUCUGCCCACAAUGUACUCUGUUCCCAACAACAUUUGUUACGACCAAUUCAGCUGGCAAUACCGAGACUGAUACCGGAAAUGUUAUUGUCACCACUGAUACCACUGGACACUUGACAACUUAUACCACUGACAUUGGUCCCGUCUGCCCACAAUGCACUGAGUUCCCAACUACUUUUGUGACGACCAAUUCUGCUGGAAAGACGGAAACUGAUACUGGUAAGGUUAUCGUGACCACCGACACAACUGGACACUUGACGACUUACACCACCGAUAUUGGACCCGUAUGCCCACAAUGUACUCUGUUCCCAACGACUUUCGUUACGACCAAUUCAGCUGGCAAGACUGAGACUGAUACCGGAAAUGUUAUUGUCACAACCGAUACUACUGGCCAUUUGACAACUUAUACCACUGACAUCGGACCCGUCUGCCCACAAUGUACUCUGUUCCCAACCACUUUCGUGACGACCAAUUCGAAUGGAAAGACUGAGACUGACACUGGAAAUGUGAUCGUCACAACUGAUACUACUGGACACUUGACCACUUACACAACUGAUAUUGGUCCUGUCUGCCCACAGUGCACUCUGUUCCCAACUACUUUUGUGACGACCAAUUCUGCCGGAAAGACUGAGACGGAUACUGGAAAUGUCAUUGUCACCACUGAUACUACUGGACACUUGACCACUUACACAACUGAUAUUGGUCCCGUUUGUCCUCAAUGUACUCUGUUCCCAACAACAUUUGUUACGACCAAUUCAGCUGGCAAUACCGAGACUGAUACCGGAAAUGUUAUUGUCACCACUGAUACCACUGGACACUUGACAACGUAUACCACUGACAUUGGUCCCGUCUGCCCACAAGGCUCUGAUUUGCCCACCACAUAUGUUACCACCAACUCCAAUGGUCAAACAGAAACUGACACUGGAAAGGUUAUUGUUACAACUGACGGAAGCGGUCACUUGACAACUUAUACCACUAGCACUGGACCAGUUUGUCCUCAGUGUACCGAGUUCCCAACAACAUAUGUUACCACGAACUCUGACGGAAAGACUGAAACCGACAAUGGAAAGGUUAUUGUUACAACUGACGGAAGCGGUCACUUGACAACUUAUACCACUAGCACUGGACCAGUUUGUCCUCAGUGUACUGAGUUCCCAACAACUUAUGUUACCACGAAUUCUGAUGGAAAGACGGAAACUGACACUGGAAAGGUUAUUGUUACCACUGAUGGAAGCGGUCACUUGACGACGUACACAACCAGCACUGGUCCAGUUUGUCCUAAGUGCACCAAGGUUCCAACGACCUUUGUAACAACCAAGACCGAUGGAUCUGUGUCUACCGAGACUGGUAAUGUUAUCGUUACAACCGACUCUGCUGGCCACUUGACCACUUACACGACAGACUUGGGACCAUUGUGCACGGCUUGUACCGAGUACACCACCGUUGUUCCUGAAGGAACUGGAUCUGUUACGAGCAAGGUUAUUGUGACCACCACCAAGGGUAUCACAGUCACAACCACAGUUCCAUGUGACACUGCUGAAACUGCCAAAGCCAAAACCGUCAGUGAUAUCAGCACUACAAUUGUCACCAUCACCAGCUGCUCCAACGGCAAGUGUACAGCCAACGAGGUUACCACAGGUGUCACCACUGUCACCAAGCCUCGAUACACUUAUACCACCUACUGUCCAUUGCCUGAAACGGAAAGCCCUGCCAAAGAAAGCCCAGCUUCAGAAAAUCCAGCUAAAGCAGGAACAAGUCCAGCUUCCGUUCCUUCCGCUCCAGCUUCACCAUCUUCUCCAGGCGGUUCUCAGCCCUCAGAAUCAAACCCAGCUACUGUCGCAGGUACUGCUCGUCCUACUGGCUCAGUCACAAACCAACCAAACCAACCAAACCAGCAAAACUCUCAAAACUCCCAGAUUUCAGUCACCCCGUCUGGCGCCCAAUCUUCCCCAACAGUAGCAGCCCAAGUCCAUGCUUCCGCCACCGGAGGAGCCGCCACCAUUCAGCCCUUCUCGUUCGCCAUUGCCAGUGCACUUUUCAUUGGAAUUUUAUUCUAG
Messenger RNA from Meyerozyma guilliermondii ATCC 6260, 5253 nucleotides. RefSeq lists its product as uncharacterized. The record is from RefSeq and is a predicted model, not a curated record. The transcript has a single exon. Bases 1 to 5253 code for a protein of 1750 amino acids. Lineage: Eukaryota; Fungi; Ascomycota; Pichiomycetes; Serinales; Debaryomycetaceae.